Leptidea sinapis is the source of this 4536-nucleotide messenger RNA. RefSeq names its product cyclin-dependent kinase 1 (gene Cdk1). Gene Ontology annotation, biological process: mitotic G2 DNA damage checkpoint signaling; G2/M transition of mitotic cell cycle; protein phosphorylation. Bases 227 to 1171 code for a protein of 314 amino acids. The transcript is spliced from 7 exons. NCBI's taxonomy places the organism in Eukaryota, Metazoa, Arthropoda, Insecta, Lepidoptera, Pieridae. The record is from RefSeq and is a predicted model, not a curated record. Gene Ontology annotation, molecular function: ATP binding; cyclin-dependent protein serine/threonine kinase activity; RNA polymerase II CTD heptapeptide repeat kinase activity. Gene Ontology annotation, cellular component: nucleus.
AUUAUUUUCGUUUGAAUUCGUUAUUUUCUCUACUUCUUCUAUUUUUGCGUGAAUUUGCGAGGUUAACAUAUAAAAGGUUUAUUUACUAUUUACAUGAAUGACACAAUAUAUAUAAACGUCAUAUUAUAGUAGUCUAAUCUUUUGUGAAGUACCUAACACGCGGUGGCUUCUUUACCACUAAUUUACAAAAACCUCAAAAAUAAAAACAUUCACCAUUGCUCAUAAAAUGGAUGAUUUUAUAAAAAUAGAAAAGAUCGGUGAAGGAACUUAUGGCGUUGUGUAUAAAGGAAAAAACAAAACCACCGGCCAGUUUGUUGCUAUGAAGAAAAUAAGAUUGGAAGCUGAUGAUGAAGGAAUACCAUCUACUGCAAUAAGAGAAAUAUCAUUACUAAAGGAGUUAAAUCAUCCAAAUAUAGUCAAAUUAGAAGAUGUCUUGAUGGAAGAAAGCAAACUGUAUUUGAUAUUUGAGUUUCUUUCAAUGGAUUUAAAGAAGUAUAUGGAUUCUCUAGGCUCAGGGAAAUUCAUGAAUCCGAUGACAGUGAAAAGCUAUCUAUAUCAAAUCAACAAUGCCAUCCUUUACUGUCACAAGCGUCGGAUUCUACACAGAGAUCUCAAACCACAGAACCUGCUUAUCGACAAGACUGGUAUUAUUAAGGUAGCUGAUUUUGGACUAGGUCGUGCUUUCGGUGUGCCCGUACGAGUAUACACUCAUGAAGUUGUUACAUUGUGGUACAGAGCACCUGAAGUUCUGCUCGGCUGUCAAAGAUAUUCGUGCCCAAUAGACAUAUGGUCUAUUGGUUGUAUCUUUUCUGAGAUGUCAUCAAAGAAGCCGCUGUUUCAAGGAGAUUCUGAGAUCGACCAACUGUUUCGGAUUUUCAGAAUGUUGCGUACUCCAACAGAAGAAUUAUGGCCCGGUGUUUCCGCAUUACCCGACUACAAGCCAACAUUUCCCAACUGGACCACACUUAACCUUCACAAUCAUGUGCAAAACUUAGAUGAAGUCGGUAUGAAUUUGCUGCAGAAAAUGUUAAUUUACAAUCCAGCGGAAAGGAUUACAGCCAGACAAGUUCAGAAGCACCAGUACUUUAGAAAUGUUAAAUUGCCCGCAGGUCUGUCCACAUUGAAGGGGUAUGCAAACGAUGUUGAAAUUAUCUUUAAAAAUGGUGAAUAAGCUCGAUUUUGUAUAAUUUACUUGUGAGAAUUGCGACAUGAUUAAACCAUACAUAAAUUUUUGUAUACUUUGAUACUGGAAGUGAAGGUGUUGAACAAUUUCAGUUUGCGAAUUUUCUGUUUUAUUUUCUUAUUGAUAGUGAUGGUGCCUGGCAACAAAUUGUAUUUGAAUUUAUUAAUUAAUUAUGUAUGUUCGGUUUUGAUCCACCUCUGAUUUGUGGAUUAGAUAUUUGUGGACUUUCAUUGAUUAACCCUUUCGGAUAGAAUUCAAAGGGUUUGUGAUGGCUUGUAAUUCUUUUGGAAAACUAAUUGGUUAUAGAUGUUCUGUUUUUCUUUCACAACAUCCUUUAUUAUAGUGUAUUGUCAUACCUGUGAAACAUUUGGGUUUGUAUUUAACUAUAGCCUUUGUAAUGUAAAACGGUUUUAGAGAUUACGAGACUAAAAUACUUUUAACUGUCAAAGUGCCUAAAAUAUAUAAAUUAUCAGACGAAUUUCAUUACUGAAAAUAUAGCAUAACAUUUGUAGCUUUCUUAUGAUAACAGUCGUAUAUUAAUGUGUCUUAUAGUUAAAUAAUUUAAAGUUGCAUAUAUCUAGUAUUAACAUAUAUAUGAUAGGUAGUUAAUAGUACUAUAUAGGCAAGUUGAUGUAGUGUUCAAUUUAAAUGCCUUCACAGUGCUGUCUCACAAACAUUCUUCUUAAAACCAUAGAAAAAUUUAAUUUUAAGGGACUUUCUAGAUUGGUACCACGAAGAACUCUUAUUCAGUAAGUUUAUCGUUAGCGGUAACCAUUAACCAAGUGAGGUAACCAGAAAGUCUGUGAAGCAUAAAUUUUUUAGUUGAUGAAAUAUAUAUAAUUCAUAAUUUGACAAUUUUUAACAAAUUUAGGUAUUUUGUCUUCUGACUUUCCGGUUAUAAUAAAAAAAUAUACAUACUGAUCAUGCUAGAAAUAACUAUUGCAUACUACAGAACAUUGUGAAGUGUGUUUACAGUCAGUUAAGUCAUUGCAUAAAGCAUAGACCAAGUAUAGUAACUAAAGUAACCGUCAUGAGAAGCUAUAAAUUUUGUAAACAAGUGUUCAGGAGUUCACAACAUUUGGAACAACAAAAAAAAUGAAUUUGUUUAAGAUUUAAUAAAUUAUUAAGUAACAUAUAUUAUUUAAGAAUAAUUAUUCGUCAGAUUCAGAUGUUUCCAUUUCUGUGUCAGAAUCAGUGACAUGUAUCACGAAGCUGUCUACAGUUUUAUCAAUCAUCUCAUCGAUUUUGGAAUAAAAAUUAUCUUCUUCCUUGAUAACAUGCUCCACACAACGCUUCCAAUUUUCCGAAGUAAUCUGCUGCAGUCCCUCUUGUAAUAAUUGUUUUACCUCGUCAAAUUUAAAAUUUGUAUUUUUGCGAGCAACAUAUCCUUUUACGUUGGCCCAAAUUAGCUCAAUUGGAUUAAGCUCACAAUGAUAUGGCGGGAGUCUCAAUACUUCCACCUUAUAUUUUUUUGCGAGCUCGUCCACUACAUAUGUUUUAAAAUUGUCUUUAACAUUUUUUACUUUUAGCAGUAAUUCAGUCUUAAUUUCAUUGUCGUCGUAAGAAAUAUUCUUACUUACAAGCCCAUUUUGUAUAUAAUUUUUUUUCCAGGCAGUAGUAGGAAUUCUUUCAAGACGCCUUGAGUGGUAUGGUGCAUUGUCCAUUACCACUACUGCAUUUUCUCCAAGUUUUUGGAGAACGUUUUCAAACCAUUGUUCAAAAUGUGUUGCAUCCAUUGAUUCAUGGUAAUCUCCCGUCUUCUUGCAUUCAAAUAUAUUUUCACCGCCCUCUACAAAACCGUUCUCAUUGCCGAUAUGGGUAAUUAUUAAUCGUUUAACUUUUGACGUUGGGUUACGUGCACCAAUGCUAAGUCCUUCUAGGAAAGCCCGCUUCUUACUUUUAACUUGUUUGUCUACCCAAGUUUUAUUUACGGUAUGUCCUGUAAAAACAAUUAAACAUUUGUUAAUUAGCGUCUUGCGCAGUAAAAGAGUUGAAGUAUAUUAUUAUUAAUACACACUUGUGAUAGCCCUUAAGAACUAAUGUCUCAAGGUCGGCGGCGCGUGGGUUAUAUUUUGCAAAUAGAUUUGCAGUAUCAUACACAUCACUUCACGGUAAAGGCGACGGUAUUUGCUUACAAUCAGGCGAACCGUGUGGUAGUCUGCCGUUUCACUGCAAUAAAAAAAAACACACUAACCUGCAUUCACCCAUGUCUCAUCCAUGUAAAAUAUCUGGCGAUUUUGUUGUCUAUAGUCUUUAAUAGAUUUCAAAUAUUUUCGCCGCCAUAUUGUUAUGUCAUCUCUAUCAAUAAGUGCGUUAUUUCGCUGUCGUUUUAUAUAUUUAAAGUUUAAAUGCUUUAUUAGCCGCCUGAGAGUUGUUUCGCUAAAAUUUGGCAAAUCUUCAUCGUCAUUGACUGCCUGAAGAAUCUUGAGAAUUGUUGGUAAUUGGCCAUUUAAAAAGAAACUGUAAUUUUUUUUCCUAUUUACGGAUUUAUCAAAAUCGUCUACUUUCUGAUAAAAUUUAGGCCUGUCUUUAGACUUGAUAGGUGAUUUUAUUCCCUCUUCUGAUUUAUAUUCUUUUAAUAUAUUAUACACAGUUGCUAUGCCAAUUCCGAAAAUCGAUGCUGUUUUUUUAUUUAUUUCGGUUUUGUAGGGAUAUUCAUUCGAUGGCCAAUUUUUUUUCACGUACUUAUAUACGUUGAUCACCAUAUUUUUCUCAUUAGCCGUAAAGCUCGUCACCUGUAGUCACUUGUCACACGAAGCUCAAGCUAUAUCUCCAGGUAUACCAAUUAACCUAACCAAUUACUUCACAAUUUAAAACCUACUUCUAAUAUUAACCUUAAGUUUCCAAAGAUUAGCGCGUUUGAACAAACAACUCUUUCUUUUUACUUAUUAUAUAUUUUAGAUAAAUUGUAUUACGCACCUUUUGACGUUUUUUUCGUGGCGAAUUUAUUUCCUUAGAUGUACUGGCUACUGGCUCCAUUAUACGUAAUAACAAAUAAAAUUAACGCAACAAUUAAAGUAACAACAAUAAAAAAGUGAUAACGAAGCAAUAACAAAAUUAACAAUAACAACCAGAUCCGCGAUAUAUGCAAAGCAAUGAAACAAACUCGUACGCAUUCGAAACUCGAAUGACGCGUUUAUUUCAAAAUGGCGUCCCGAUAGUUUACAAUCCCUGCGAUGGACGCGUUCCGGUACCAAGAAACACAAACGAUAGUGCUUUGCGUCGUUAAAAUAUGAUCCGACUAAAUUAAAUAGGUUGUUACUUUCAUAUAACCCGUCUAUAUUUCAUGUCGAUUGAAUAUGGUCAAUUUAUUAUUAUCUCGUAGUAUAAAAUGUUUACUUAGUAAAAGAUGU